This is a messenger RNA of Closterium sp. Naga37s-1, 4506 nucleotides long. Lineage: Eukaryota; Viridiplantae; Streptophyta; Zygnematophyceae; Desmidiales; Closteriaceae. The record is from the annotation of a GenBank genome assembly.
AUGGAAACGGACCCCUGGAGUGGACCUGCUUCUAUACCAUACACUCAGCUUCAGCAGCUACAGCAACAGCAGCAGCAGCAGCAGCAGCAGCAGCAGCAACAACAGCAGCAGCAAGGGCAGCAGCCAUAUUGGUACCCGUACACGCCAUCCUCGAUAAUAGGUCCUCCUCCUCCUCCCGCCUCUCAAAUUCAGGGCACGAUGCGAUCCUUCGCGCAGCUUUCCACAUCAGACCGCUUCGGCCGGCCGUCCGCUGGCACCGAUGACCGCACUAGCUUCACAGCGAAGGGAUCGUCUAGGACGAGGAAGGAGGCAGAGCGGCAGUGUGCCAUCGACGCGUGCUUCCAUCUCAAGGACCUAGAUCUGCUACGACUGCCUGAAGAAGUGGCGCCUCCUCUUGCUGUCAUCUCAGGCAGUGGAUCCGGAUCAAGUGGAAGGGGAGGAAGGGGAGGCGGAGGCGGGGGAGGAGGGGGUGGAGGGGGAGGGAGCGGUGGCGGGCUGUUGUCUGUGUGGGCGGAGAACCCGAAGAACUUUCUGCAGCACUGUCCGGUGUUCAAGGAUUGGAUCGUCCACAAGGGAGGCAAGCUCAACAUUCGAGUCUCUUCUGCGGGGCCUGAUCACGGCAAGGUGUUCUACGCAGAGCUCGAUGUGCUGUUGGGGAGGAACUGCAGUGUAGCGUACGUGUUCUACGCAGAGCUCGAUGUGCCGUUGGGGAGGGGGGGCGGCGCGCAGGUGUGGGUGGCGCGGGGGAGGGGGCGCAACAAGGCGGACGCGGAGAGGAACUGCUGUGUAGCGGCGUGUGAGCGCCUGCACGAGCUGGGGCUGCUCAAAGCGCCUUCCUCCUCCAACCUUGCUGCCCUGGGACAGAGUGGUGGCAGUGCUGGCACGCUGGCGAAGGAUCAGACCCCUCGCCUCUCCCUCGAUCCAUCCGACAUCACCCUUCUAGAAGACGUGCUCUCCGAAUUCCACUCCAGCCUGCCCAAGCCACCAUUGGCUGCUGAGAGGAGGAGCGCGGCAAGGGAGAUGGGGGACAGGUGGAGGGCGCGGGAGAGGCUGCCAGCGUGGAAGGAGAGGGAUGCGGUGGUGCGAAUGGUGCAUGCAAACCCAGUGUCGCUCAUUGUUGGGGAGACUGGCUGUGGCAAGACCACCCAGGUCCCUCAGUUUAUUCUUGAAGAUUCGGAGCGAAACGGCACUGCUAGCAGCACGCACAUUAUAGUCACUCAGCCUCGCAGAAUUGCAGCGUUGAGUGUGGCAGAGCGUGUGGCGUGGGAGAGGGGCGAGGCGUUGGGUGACAGUGUGGGGUACCGCAUUCGGCUGGACAGCAAGCCACCCAGGGCCAGAGGCAGCAUUCUCUUCUGCACUGUCGGCAUCCUGCUGAGGCGAAUGCAGAGCCCAGAGGGCAUGGAGGGGGUGAGCCAUGUGAUAGUGGACGAGGUGCAUGAGCGAGACAUGGACACCGACUUCCUCCUCAUCGUGCUCAAACAGAUGCUCUCCUCCCCCACCGUGCCCUCUCGCAUCCGCGUGGUCAUCAUGAGUGCCACCAUCGACGCCGAUCUCUUCACCUCUUACUUCCACCACUGCCCCAUGCUCGCCAUCCCCGGCUUCAUCCACCCCGUCUCGGUCUAUUCUCUGGAUGAUCUACCCUCCCUCAUGGGCCGCCACUUGCCCUCUGUGGUGCGCCAAGCACUGCACCCCAAGUACGGCUGCGCUGACGAGGACGAGCUCGAUGCUGAGCUGGCGGCGAGGGUGGUGGCAUGGGUGGAUGAUGAGUAUGCGAGGGAGGACGGAUCGAUCCUCUGCUUCUUACCUGGGUGGGACACGAUAGCAGAAGCCAAGCGCCAGCUGCAGUUCCUCCCCAGAUCAUACCACUUCCACAUUGUUAUGCUGCAUUCCCAGGUGCCACCAGCAGAGCAGAGAGCAGCGUUUGAUCGACCUCCAGAGGGGAAGCGCAAGGUGAUUCUAUCGACCAACAUAGCGGAGACGAGUGUGACAAUAGACGACGUGGUGUUUGUGGUGGAUGGCGGCAAGUCAAAGGAGAAGUACUUCGAGCCCGCACGAAACAUCUCCUCCAUGCGCGUGCAGUGGGCGUCCAAGGCGAGUGUGAAGCAGAGGCAGGGCCGAGCUGGUCGUGUGCGCCCUGGGAGAUGCUUCCGCCUCUUCACUCGCGCGGUGUACGAGGCCAUGGCCCCCAACUCAGUGCCUGAGAUGCAGCGAGUGCCUCUGGAAGAGAUCUGCCUGCAGAUCAAACCCCUCCCCCUCGCAGCCGCCGUCACUGCCCACCCCUCCUCCUCCUACCCCUCCUCCUCCACCACUGCACACCGCAGCACCAACAUCGGUCUCUUCCUCGCAAAGGCCCUCUCUCCCCCCGAUCCUUUUGCCGUUCGCCACGCGAUAGAAAACCUCCAGAGGCUCGGCGCGUUGGAUGAGGAUGAAGAGCUCACAGCCCUUGGAUCGACCCUCAGCCGGCUCGCCGUGCACCCUCGGAUCGGCAAGAUGCUUGUAUAUGGGUCUCUUCUGCACUGCCUCUCUCCUCUCCUCUCCGUCGCUGCGGCUGCUUCCCUCUCCCGGGACCCGUUCCUGUCUCCCAUCACCAACCGCAACGCCGCCGAUGCUGCGCGCCGAGCCUUCGCGAAAGGCUCGGCGGCGGGGAGCGACCAUCUAGCCGUGGUGAUGGCGCAUGAGGGGUGGAUGAGAGCAAACGCAGAGGGACGGGCGAUGGGGUACUGUGAUGAAAACUUUUUAGCGCCGUCCGGGAUGCGGCUUAUGCUUGGGCUGAAGAUGCAGAUAGAAAGGAUGCUGUGGGGGGCUGGGUUGGCCCAAUUAGGAGAGUCUCUAGAUGCUGAUCUGCCGCCUAAGGCUCAGGCUCAGGGUGCUGUUCCAGGAGGCAUGGUGGGGCAGGGGAGGGAGGUAAGGAGUGGAGGAGGAAGAGGGGUAAAGAGAGAGUCAGGCAGUGAUGGUGGUGAUGAUGGUACUGCUGCUGGUGGCGGUGGUGGUGCUGCUGCUGCUGCUUCUGGUGGAGCUGCUGGUGGUGCUGGUGGUGGGGUGUCUUCACUGAGUGGUAGGCCUGACAUCCGGCAUGUGACUCGCAUCGAUGCUCGCUCUGGCUCCACGCAGCUGGGUGAUUCCAGAGGUGCUGCUGCUGGUAGCAGGGAUAGCUGGAGGAAGGAGAGGGAGAGGGAGGGGGAGCGGGAGAGUGAGGGUCGGCGGCACAGGUCGAAGUGGGAUGUGCGAGUAGCAGACGAGCGAAUGGACGAGCAGAUGGACGGCCGAGAUUACCCGUCUGGUUCCGACAGAGCCAAUGCUUCUCCAUCUGAACCGCACAUCGAUGACACCGACAAAUCAUCGCUCUUUAUCGCUCGCUCAGUGCUUGUCGCGGGCCUUUCUCCCCAUGUAGCCCGCUCCGACAUGCUCCCGGAAGCCCGAGGCGGUACCGGUUCCGGCAGCAGCAGCACCGGGAAGCAGAAGGUCCGGCUGAGGUUCGGGUUCCGAACCUCGGAGGGUCGGGUGUGGAUCCACCCGACAGGGGUGAUUCCGCAGCAGGGCAAGGCAUUGGACGAUGGGGGAGUGCAUUUUCUGACGUUCAACGAGCGUGUGCAGACCUCUCAGGUGUUCAUCCGUGGAUGCACACUCAUCCCUGCUCUCUCUAUCGUCCUCUUUGGCGGUCCUAUCCAGCUUGCCCCUGCCCCAUCUCCGUUUCUACCCCUGGGAGGGGCUUUUCCCUCUGGCAAUCCGUAUGGUGCUGCUGCUGGUGGCGCCUAUGGGUUUGGGUCCUCCUCGCUGGCAUCUCAGCCGGUUCUGCUCGUUGUGGACCGUUGGAUCGAGUUUGUGGUGGAUCGGCAUGUGGGAGAGCUGCUGGUGCAGCUUCGGGCGGUGCUGGAUUCGAUUCUGGGGAGGUGGGUGGCGGGAGGGCCGCGGCCGGCCAAUGAGAGGCGAGUGGUGGGGUGUGCUGUGAGGCUGCUGGAGCAAGCGGGGAGAGCAGCCGUGCGGGAGACGGAAAAUGCAGAAAAAAACUCUGCUGCUGGUGCUGGUGCUGGUGCUGGUGCUGGUGCUGGUGCUGGUGCUGGUGGUUAUGGUGGUGUUGCUGGUGCUGCUGGUGGUGUUGCUGGUGGUCCGGUUGGUGCGAUGGGAUCGUUUGGUGGCAUGAUGUCAGUUGGUGGUGGUGCUGUUGCGGGUAGGGUGAUUGAUGAUGGUGACCGAUGGAUGUCAGGAGGUGGUGGGGGGGAUUGGAGGGGAGGUGGUGCUGGCGGGGGGGAUUGGAGGUCUGGUGGUGCUGUAAGGGCGGAUUGGAGGGGGGCCGGUGCUGGUGGUCGUCAUGAGCCUAGUCCUCGUGGGUAUGGUGACCGAAUCUCAAGGGAUGGGUAUGGGUAUAGAAGCAUAAGCAUGUGGAACACGAGCCAACAUCGCACAAAUGCAUCCGGCCAAAGUGCUCAUGCGACAAGUUUGAUAGCCCAUCGGUGUGCAACUGCAAUCAUCCAUGGGGUCAUCACACACAACAGACCAGUGUCCUGA